UAAAUCCAAUCAGAUGGCUGAAUAGUUCACAGAGACGCAUAUAUCUGUUCUGCAAACUAGUCUUGUGUGUAGCCGUGUAGGUCAAAAAUUGCCGUGAUGGAAGAAUCCUUCGAUGAGGUCUUAACACCAGUCUUGCAAAAUAUACUGAUGGAAAUUGAAAAAGAUCCGAACUUGUCGAAAACUGAGCCCCACUAUCAAGAUUGUUUCUUUGAGUCGAUAACUGGCAACUCUGAGACCUGUCUCAUGAAAGAAAACCAUUCAUUGAAGUCCAGGGAGCAUCUCAAUAAUAGAGAGAGCCAAUUCCAACCAGCUGUUGGUAUAUAUAAUUCUCUUCAUUGCGACCUGAAAUACUCCACGACCGCCAUGUCUGGGGUCCAUGUCGAAUUCCUUAAUCUACGGGAAGUGUACGAAAAGGCCCAAACUCGAAUUAAUCGUAAGUCAAGGCAAAGAAUUAUCAAAGGAAGAGUCGAUAUGGUGGUGACGUUUGAUGCACAGAUACAGGAUAUCGCGGUAAUGGUAGAAAGAAUUCCCAAAGCUAGAGCACUAGCUGGUGACCAAUGUGGGCAGGUGUCGCUGGAAGUCAGCGUCGAGAAGCUUGAGCUGAACAAGCAGUACUUCUCGGUGGAUUUAGACUCGAUUUACCUAGCACAAGAUGGCCGUACACCUGUAUAUAAACUAUCAACAGUCGAUGCAGAACGCCGCAACAGAUUUCACCUAGCAAUCGUAGUGAUAUUUAUCGAUGGAACUCGAAGCCAAACAAUAUUUAGUAGACCAUUCCUGUUAAGAAGCAAGAAAACGCUACGCUGCUUUAGAAGCAUUUAAUACUAGGUACAUGCGCACUGAUGCUGUGUGGCAACAUGCAUGUAUGCAUUGAUGAUAUGCCGGUACAUAAUGAUUUCUCGAGGUCUCUAUUAGAAAAACCGCUUUAUUAACACCUUAUUGCUCCCUAUUGCUGUUAAUACUGCCGAGCAAAUUUCAGAUGAGCGUGAAUCUUGCAUAUAUCAGUGGCACACAAAGAAUAAUUCAUACAGCAUAUCAUACAAGUUAAUUUUUCAUAUUUAUCAUGUGAUAUGUGUAACAUCUAAUAUAGGUGAAAUAAGAAAUAGCAUUGUAUUGUGAGCUAGGUUUAUUAGAUAUACCAGAAACGUUUUUGUAAGAUUCUGAACUAAACGGAGAAAAUAUAAUAAUAUAAAAAAUUAGUUUUUGCAAUUUUUUGAAAAGACUGCAUGGUAGAAAACUUUUUUCGCUUUUGAUAAUAUUUAAUUCAUUAUAUGUAAAAAUGCACAACAAUAAGUAUUAAUUUAUCAUUGAACUAGUCUGAAAGAGGCUAGGACUGUCUACGAAGAAAUUCAUAUACAGGCUAAGAGGCCAGCUGAAUUUGUAGAGUUUCGCAAUUUUACAUUUUUAGUUAUUCAAGUUUUGGUAUUAAAAUUCAUAUUGCACUUUUUUUCUCGGUUACUGAUGAUCCCUUUUGGGCUCGCAAUGAACACAGGUGUGCGUGUGCGGCUCGCAAUAUCGCAUUCAUUUGUGAGCCUAAGUUUGAUUCUAGUUUGAUAAAUAUAGACACUGUACAGUUAAAAUAUGUAAAUAACACAUUUAUGAAUAUAUAAAUAAAGUUAUACUAAAAAUA
This is a messenger RNA of Actinia tenebrosa (Australian red waratah sea anemone), 1630 nucleotides long. RefSeq lists its product as uncharacterized. NCBI's taxonomy places the organism in Eukaryota, Metazoa, Cnidaria, Anthozoa, Actiniaria, Actiniidae. The record is from RefSeq and is a predicted model, not a curated record.